Molecule: messenger RNA, 3615 nt
Organism: Bombus pyrosoma
Lineage: Eukaryota; Metazoa; Arthropoda; Insecta; Hymenoptera; Apidae
Product: photoreceptor-specific nuclear receptor-like
Exons: 10
Coding region: 882-2501 (539 amino acids)
Biological process (GO): cell differentiation; anatomical structure development; positive regulation of transcription by RNA polymerase II
Molecular function (GO): nuclear receptor activity; RNA polymerase II cis-regulatory region sequence-specific DNA binding; zinc ion binding
Source: RefSeq, a predicted model, not a curated record
UAUCAAAAAUAUCAGCCCCUUACCCUGGUAGAUACAAUUUCUUCUAAUGAUUCUCACCUUCGAUUCACGAUAUUCCUUACCGCGAAUCGUCACACGACGCGUCUUUUUUAAUCACCCGCUUUGUAUCCGUCCCUGAAAGCUUGGUAAAGCGUACGUUCACACAUCCGCUCGCGUACCGUUGUGUACAUGGCCGGCUAUCCAAGCGCUCGAAUGUGUUAGAGUGGGUGGCAGGGUGGUUGGCUGCGUUUAUGAGGGUGCGGGCCCGAAAUUGAAAAGCACCCCAGCGAGAGGUAGGCGAGGGUGGUCGUGCAGCAGUCAUUGACAAGCGAAAGACCGUAUCAGAGGGUAAUCCUAUUGGUGGACGGCCGCGUCGCGACGUCCAGGCGUCAUUGGUCCGCCUUCGAGCUAUGGGGCGUGGUCUCGAGUUCCUCGAGGGUUCACGUGGAGGGGUGAGAAAUGCCUGGCUGCAUCCCUGGCAACGAUUACCGGAAAACCACAGGGUCGUUCAGCGGUAGGAAUCCAGCAUGGCGGACCUAGCAACCCCUCCGGCUGAAUUCACCACCACUACCACCAGUACCACCAUCAACACCACCACUACCAGCCGAAACCAAAUCGUUCAGAGAGCAGUUUUUUAACGAGCAGCGUCGCAACAGUGGAUGGAUCUGAUUUCAGCGAGGAACACCGCGACGCUAGGUAUCGUUCUAUCCAGCCCGAUAAAGGAGAAGCACAGGUUGAAGCUACGAGAAAGAAAGCGGACAGAGGGUAGAAAGAGACGGAGAACGGGGUUUCACUACCACGUAGCCAACGAUCAACAAUUGCACGACGUUCAGUGGGCGAAGUAUAUUGCCUUUUAUAUAACGAGGAAUGUUCAUUGAUACACCAUGAACGGAGCAACGUCGGUUACUACUUCGGAAGAACAUCAGCAUCAACAUCAGCAACCGCAGAAUGAACCACCACCGGAGCAUCCGAGGAGCCCUACCAGCCCUUUGAGCAUUCGACAUGACUCUGGCGAGAGCAGCGUAAUCUCUCCAGGAUUACCAGAGCGUUACAGUCCUUUGGGGGCGACAGGAUCGACCUCGAGUCACGAUCCUUACGCCUCGAGGUCUGUUCAAGAAUGUCCGGUUCCCCUUUGCAGAGGAAUACCCACGGAUUUCCCUCUCGCGAGAUCGCCAUACUUAACUGCUUUGGGAAACGGACAUCCUCAUUUGUUGGGACAAGUUCAGCAACAGCAGCAACAACAACAGCAACAGCAGCAGCAGCAGCAGCAACAACUGCAACCGCAACAUGGUAGCAAACCACCACGCAGCCUUGGCUUGAUAUGCGUGGUCUGCGGAGAUACUAGCUCUGGGAAACAUUACGGAAUUCUCGCUUGCAACGGAUGCAGUGGUUUCUUCAAAAGAAGCGUCAGGCGGAAGCUGAUAUAUAGAUGUCAAGCCGGUACCGGAAGAUGUGUUGUGGACAAAGCUCACCGAAAUCAGUGUCAGGCGUGCCGUUUGAAGAAAUGUAUGCAGAUGGGAAUGAAUAAAGACGCUGUACAGAAUGAACGGCAACCCAGAAACACUGCCACCAUUAGACCAGAGGCUCUCGUCGAGAUGGACCAGGAACGCGCGCUUCGAGAGGCAGCAGUCGCCGUCGGUGUUUUUGGACCACCUGUGUCUUUAGCUAUGGCGAGAUACACGACACCAUUGCCUUUGCCCACCGUUGCGCCGACAACAAAUUCGACGAAUCCUCCAACACCACCGCGGCAGGACAAUGAAGAUGGAAAUGCAUCUGAAGAUAGUAUAGACGUAACAAAUGAGGAACCAUUGACACCCCAAAGAAGCGGUUGCACGCAAAUUCCACCUGUGAUCCCCUCGUUGUAUUCGCCUGCUAGUGCUGAAACGGUCUACGAAACCAGUGCUAGAUUGCUUUUCAUGGCUGUAAAGUGGGCCAAGAAUCUUCCGUCUUUCGCGAGUUUGCCUUUCAGAGAUCAGGUGAUACUUUUAGAAGAGGCCUGGUCAGAGCUUUUCCUUCUGAACGCAGUACAGUGGUGCCUUCCACUCGAAUCGUCGCCUCUCUUCAAUUCCGCGGAACUAACUGCCUUGACACUGUCGCCGCAUCCGCACCCUCAUUCCGGAAUCCAUAUGCAAACUACCACGGGAAAACCGAGUCAAGUUGCAGCAGAUGUGAGGCAUUUGCACGAUACCUUGCAGAGAUAUAAGGCUGUCAUGGUUGAUCCUGCUGAAUUUGCCUGUAUGAAGGCUAUAGUACUAUUUCGACCAGAAACCCGUGGCUUAAAGGAUUCCAGUCAGAUAGAAAACUUGCAGGAUCAAGCGCAAGUGAUGUUAGGCCAACACGCUAGGGCGCAGCAACCAGGAAGUCCAGCAAGAUUCGGCAGAUUAUUACUGUUACUGCCGUUGCUGAGGACAGUGCCAGCAUCGAGGGUGGAACUGAUAUACUUUCACAGAACAAUCGGCAACACUCCAAUGGAGAAAGUCUUGUGCGACAUGUAUAAAAAUUAAAGAUCAUUCUUCACCGAUAUUUCACCCGGAACAAUCAAAAAGAAACAUUUCACGAGAAUUUUCGAAUAAUCGAUUCUUGUACAGUGCCACGUUAAAAUCAGGAUAAGUGAAAUUUUACCGACUUCAUAGUAUUGAGGAUAAUUUUAUUUCUGUAAGGUGUUCAUUCCAUUCUGUGACAUAGUUCACAAUUUUCCAUUAAAAUAAAACUUCGAACGUUAAAAAAUAUAAAAAUACGCGAAGUAUUGGGCAUCGUAAUCGAAUCAUCACCAAAGUAAACGUAUCGCUGAUUUGAUCGAGAUUCCUUUGUAGUACCUGUACCUUCGGAUACAGUAUAUAAAAGAACACGAAAGACUUUUCUUUGCGAGAAUAUAUAAGUAUGCGAACUGGAGUGCAGCGUAGACGUUGAAAGUACUCAUUCAACGACAGAUUUGAGAAAAAGACUAGCAGGUAUGAAUAAACAAUUGAGCCGACUAAAUAAUCGAGAACGAUGUGUGAAAGCUUUGGCCUAAGGACGAAGCCCCAAGUAUGACCCUUUAAUAAAUUCUUCGCCUCGUCUAGUGAUUUCUUUCUACUAGAUCGGGGACGAGUAACGAUGGAUCCUUUGAGAAAAGUAACGAAUCGAUAAGUACAGUAUUUAGUUUAAUGGUUCAACGGUAUCUAAGUGAAACGAGGGAUACUCAGUUCUGACAUAAAGAUAUAGAUAUACACACAUAUUUAUUUAUUAUAAAAAUGUUUAUCGAACAUUAGGUUCGACGUGUUGACCAAGUCGUUUAAUCUUUCAGUUUUAAGUAGUCAAUUUUAUACGAAUCACACUAAUGACAAAAAUUUUCACUGGAGUAAGGAAUUUUUAUUUAAUUUAUUCGUGAGUUUUUUAACGUAUUAUUUAUGUUCACUGAAAUAUGUAAGAUAAGGUUUUGAAUAUACUUGAAUAACUGAUACGAACUUUCGGACAGCUGUAAAAAGAUACACGUCUGUGCUUUUCUUGUAUAUUUCGUGUUGUGAUACUAUUUGCUGUAAAAGUCUAGAUACUGAGUCACAUGACAUAUAUUGUAAUGAUUACCUAACCACUUGUAAUAAAAGUACACAUGCGUAAGAAUCAUCGAGACACCCUCCC